AUGGACCGAUUCAGACCAGGUUGGGUGUACGACACCACCGACCAAGAACCGGAGCAGAGCGAUACUAUCGAAGGAUUAGCCGAAAAGCUGGGCCUCGAUCCCAAAGAGCUGAAGAAAACGGUUGAUGAAUACAAUGCGGCCAUCAACGACAACGAGUUCGACUUGAUGAAACUCGACGGCAAGAGGACUCAUGGUCUCUCGCCUGAUAAGACGAAUUGGGCCAAUCCAAUCAACAAGCCGCCAUACUAUGGGUAUCCAAUGAAAGCACAACUCACUUUCACAUAUGGCGGGUUGAAGUGUGACCUUGACUCCAGGGUGCUUUCCACAACAGGGGUUCCGAUUCCAGGGCUGUACUGUGCUGGGGAGCUGAGUGGCUUGUUCUACAACGAGGUAAGCAGAUCGUCCCGUUUCCUGUAG
Molecule: messenger RNA, 417 nt
Organism: Cladophialophora carrionii CBS 160.54
Lineage: Eukaryota; Fungi; Ascomycota; Eurotiomycetes; Chaetothyriales; Herpotrichiellaceae
Exons: 6
Coding region: 1-417 (138 amino acids)
Source: RefSeq, a predicted model, not a curated record